Molecule: messenger RNA, 789 nt
Organism: Paramecium pentaurelia
Lineage: Eukaryota; Ciliophora; Oligohymenophorea; Peniculida; Parameciidae
Source: the annotation of a GenBank genome assembly
AAUGCUCACAAAGUUGGUUAGUUUGGGUAAAAUCAACUCAAUGUGCUUCAGAUCAGUCUAUUAAUACAAUUUAUUUGGGGCACCUUUUGAAGGAUUAGAUCCAGCAAAACACAUCUACAUGAAUAAAGGACUCUAAAAUUGUAUUAUUUUCAAUUAAGUUUUCUAGAAUAUGAUGAUCUAUUUAGAUUAGGAGAUUAUCCAUAUGUGAAUGAUUAUCCUGUAAUGAUCGAUUCCCAAUAGUAUGUACCAUAAAUUGCUUAAUUGGUGGAAUCUCAUGUUAAAUAGAAAUUCGUAAGACUUAUUAACUAUAACAGCAAAAUGCAACAUUUACUGCUGGUGAAUACGAUAAUGGUGAUGUGUGGGCAGCAACUUGGGAUGAGCUUGGUGUCAAUAAUUUCAAAGUUUUGGUUCCAAAUCUUUUAUUAAGACUCUCUGAAUGUAAUAUCAAUUAAAUUUAUAUUAUUUUAGCUAUUGUUGUCAAAGAAUCAAAAUGGACAUGGACAAAAGAAUAAAGAUAUAGAUUACAUGUGACAUAAACUGUACUUGGUCCAUAAGAUUAUACAUAAAUGCCUACUUACUAUUUCAUUAAUGAUUACAACACUGUUCUUUGGAUGUUAGCAAGAUAAUCAAAUAAUUGGACAUCUCCAGCAAUUAGAGGAGUCUAAACUCCUUUAGAGAAAUAAUUGGCUUAAGAUUUAUAACCUAAACCUAAGAUUUAAUCAUUAUUCAGAGACAGACCUGAAAAUAAUACAUUCUUAAAUAGGUUGUUAAAAGCAGUUCAUCAAUGAA